Messenger RNA from Armigeres subalbatus, 1266 nucleotides. RefSeq names its product glyoxylate reductase/hydroxypyruvate reductase. The transcript is spliced from 3 exons. The record is from RefSeq and is a predicted model, not a curated record. The coding region runs from base 108 to 1208 and encodes 366 amino acids. Gene Ontology annotation, cellular component: cytosol. Gene Ontology annotation, molecular function: glyoxylate reductase (NADPH) activity; hydroxypyruvate reductase [NAD(P)H] activity; NAD binding. Lineage: Eukaryota; Metazoa; Arthropoda; Insecta; Diptera; Culicidae.
UGUUCGUGGCAUGCGAAGUUAUGCAUGCAUAUAACACCGUUGUAUAUAACCCAUUCAUUGAAUAAUAUCGAUCCCAAACAAAACAUCGUACAAUCAGCUGAGUGAGAAUGAACGUCUUUUCCAGAGCAAUCGGCCUACGAAGGAGUGCGUUGUCCUUCGGUUUGCUAAAAAAUUUCGUCCCAAAACCUGUGAUUUUCCCGCUGGGCACAACAAUUCGCACAUACUGCUACGGUUAUCUCAGCAUGAAGCCAAAGGUCUACGUCACCAGAAAUGAUUACGCUCGCAUCGGAAUGGAUCUGCUGAAGGAAGAAUGUGACCUUUCGAUUUGGGAUGAAGCCUAUCCAGUACCUAGAGAUGAAUUCUUCAAAAAUGUAGCCGGGAAGGAUGCUAUUUUUUGUUCGCUGAACGAUCGUAUCGACAAAGAACUAUUAGAUCAAGCCGGGCCAAGUCUAAAAAUUGUGGCGACCAUUUCUGUUGGGUUCGACCAUAUUGACGUGAAGGAAUGUCGUGAUCGUGGAAUCCGUAUUGGUUACACACCGGAUGUUCUUACAGACUCAACGGCGGAGCUUACGGUGGCUCUUCUUCUGGCAACGGCUCGUCGCUUGUUCGAAGCUAACAAAGAAGCUCACACGGGCGGAUGGAAGAGUUGGUCUCCCAUGUGGAUGUGUGGAACAAGUAUCAAAAAUUCUGUGGUAGGAAUAUUCGGUUUCGGUCGAAUCGGACAAGAAAUAGCCAAACGGAUUGCUCCUUUCAAACCUGCACAGAUCCAGUUUACAAGCCGUACGGAUAAAUGCUUCACAGCGGAGGAGCUCGGAGUCUCACAAGUUCCUUUCGACGAGCUUAUUGAAACCAGCGAUUUCAUCAUUAUCGCAUGUUCUUACACAAUGGAGACGGCCAAUCUGUUUAAUGAUUCGGUUUUCUCGCGGAUGAAACCUUCGACAAUUUUGAUCAACACUAGUCGUGGUGGAGUGGUUGAGCAACACGAUCUGAUUCAUGCUCUGAAGGCGGGAAAAAUUCAAGCAGCGGGACUGGAUGUUACAACGCCGGAGCCACUGCCAUUGGAUAGCCCGUUGCUGCAGAUGAGCAACGUCGUUAUCCUGCCGCACAUAGGAAGCGCCGAUGUUGAGACGCGUACGGAAAUGUCCCGCAUCACAGCCUGUAACAUCCUGGCAGGGCUCAAAGGGGUGAAGAUGAUUUCAGAGGUCUGAGAAAUAUAUACUACGAAAUGAGGAACAAGAAAUAUACGGUACCAGUGAAUAAAGAAAU